This is a messenger RNA of Cuculus canorus (common cuckoo), 8877 nucleotides long. RefSeq names its product sphingosine-1-phosphate receptor 3 (gene S1PR3). The transcript has 2 exons. Lineage: Eukaryota; Metazoa; Chordata; Aves; Cuculiformes; Cuculidae. Gene Ontology annotation, biological process: G protein-coupled receptor signaling pathway. Gene Ontology annotation, cellular component: membrane. Gene Ontology annotation, molecular function: sphingosine-1-phosphate receptor activity. The record is from RefSeq and is a predicted model, not a curated record. The coding region runs from base 634 to 1779 and encodes 381 amino acids.
ACGACUAGGCAACCCUGCCCGCCUGCCCGUGCUUAACGAGGCUAUUGCGGUGUUCCUGUUUGCCAGGUCAUUAGAUCUUUCUCUGACAGAAAGCUCUGCCGUGCCCACAGGCAUCUCACAAGCGCACCUAAACAGGCAGUCGUAGGAUCCGGGUUUCAACUUGCGACGUGCUGCUCCCACCACCGAGGCAAUAACCUGCGUGCCUAUCGCGAUCCCUCAGCUGCUCUUACCCGGUCGAUAGCCCUGCCGAGAGGCACCUCACCGACCACACGCUCCCCAGAAAUUCCUCCCUGCCGCUCUCACCGCCCGCAGGAGCCCCCGGGCCGGGGCGAGGGGCGGGGGCAGGCGGCGGGGCGGAGGCAGGAGCCGGGCACGGGGUCGGAGGUGCCGCGGCGGGGAGCGCUCGCAGCCGCGCCACAGCGCAGCCCCGGGACCGAGCGACGAGCGGCGAGCAGAGCCUGGUUUGCAAGCUACUCUCCUGAAUUAAUAUGCAAGGCUUGCUGGAGCUGGGAAUAGCCACCACCUGCCCAGAGGAGUGCUUGAAGGAACGUGGCUUGAUCUCCCUCUCGUGGCAGAUUAUCGGAACUAAAUUCUUGUGAUACUACAGCAGAGAAGUCCAACAUCAGUGGACAAAUGAUGGCAGCAGUUUCAGUGCCACCUGAUGCUCUUGUCAUCCCUCAAGGAAAUGAAGAGGUGGACUCUCUGAUCGUACUGCAUUAUAAUUACACAGGAAAGCUCAAUUCAAGGGAAAAGGCAGCUGAUAACAUAGACCUACCCGCUAUUGCAUUUCUGAUCCUAUGUAGUUUCAUAGUCAUGGAAAACUUAAUGGUGUUGAUUGCCAUAUGGAAAAACAAUAAAUUUCACAACCGCAUGUACUUUUUUAUUGGCAAUUUAGCUCUCUGUGAUCUUUUAGCUGGGAUUGUUUACAAAGUAAACAUUCUUAUGUCUGGGAAGAAAACUCUGAGCUUGUCCUCCACCAUCUGGUUCAUUAGGGAAGGCAGUAUGUUUGUUGCCCUGGGAGCCUCCACUUUCAGCUUGCUCGCAAUAGCUAUUGAGCGACAUUUGACCAUGAUUAAAAUGAGGCCUUACGAUGCAAAUAAAAAAUACAGAGUGUUCCUUCUCAUUGGUACAUGCUGGCUCAUUUCAGUUUCCUUGGGUGCCUUACCCAUUCUUGGCUGGAACUGUAUAAACAACUUGCCAGAUUGCUCAACAAUUUUGCCUCUAUACUCCAAGAAGUAUGUCGUGUUCUGCAUUAGUAUCUUCAUAGCCAUUUUGGUUGCUAUUGUCAUCCUUUAUGCCCGUAUCUACAUCCUGGUAAAGUCCAGCAGUCGUAAUGUCACUAACCACAAUAACUCGGAACGGUCAAUGGCACUCCUUCGGACUGUUGUGAUCGUUGUUAGUGUCUUUAUUGCCUGUUGGUCUCCACUGUUUAUCCUGUUCCUCAUUGAUGUGGCCUGCAGAGUCAAGGAGUGUUCUAUCUUGUACAAAGCCAACUGGUUUAUUUCUCUGGCAGUCAUCAAUUCUGCAAUGAACCCCAUUAUCUACACUCUGGCCAGUAAGGAGAUGCGUCGGGCUUUCUUUCGCCUUGUUUGUGGCUGCCUGGUGAAAUCCAAGGUGGCUAGAUCUUUGCCUAUUCAACCCACACCAGAUCAGAGCCGAAGUAAAUCCAGCAGUAGCAAUACCCAGAAGCCAAAGGAAGAUUUCCCACCAAUGAAUGUUUCUUCAUAUAUCGCUGAGAAAAAUGAGUCUUCAUUUCACAAUGGAAACUUCUGUAAGUAAAGGGCUCCUCAAGUACUUUUCUGUGGCUUUUAGAUUUAAACUGUAAGUGUAGUUUGAGCAUUCACGCACUUAAGUCACAGGCGAAAACACUAACCGCUUAUUUAACUUUGAGGAAUUACUUAUCAAUAGUCAUUUGCUUUUGGUGUUCAUUCAGUAAUGCACAUGAUUCAGGAAAAAAGCUUCAUGCUGCCCAACAGCCAGGACAGAGUCCGUGCACAUCUAAUUACAUUAUGCAUCGUGAUGAUAUUGCUUAACGAGGCUGCAUUUGGCACUGCCUGAUCUUGCAAGACAUCAACAAAACCUGUUAAAAACUUCAGCGUUCACAUUGCUGACGAUCAGAAAAUGAACCUGAUUAUUGGUUCAUAGGAGAAAAGCUCUUCAUGUAUGUUGGUGAUUAUAGUUUUCUGUAUGUAUCUUGCUGUUAUGUCAAUGGCCUUAUAUGUAUGUAGUAUAAAUAGCUGUGUAUUUGUACAAUUCCUUACUAAAUAAGUUGUUGUUUGGUAAACGUUUACAGUGUGCUGAACGUUGUAUUGCAGUAUACAGUGUAUGGUGACAAAUUAUACAAGUAGACGUGUUUCAAUGGGGAUAUUUGAAAAUAUAUGAAGUAAUAGCUUUUAACUGACAGGAACUUUAACAUGUUGUAUCAAUGCAGUAUUUUUAUUUUUUCCACUGCUAUUCAAAUCUUUCAUGUUUAGUGAAGACAACAUGACAGUUGUCACUGUGACAUUUCACAACCUAUUUUAAAUAAGCAGUAGUAAAUAGCCUUUGAGAGAGUCUAUAUAUGUUUGCUAUUUAAAGUAGUCAAAAUGUGACCCAGUAUCAAAUAUAUGUACUGUUUCAAUGCAUAUAUUUUUACUUAACUGUUUCCAAUGUAUUUAAAAAUGUAUGUGAAACCUAUGUAAACCUGUGUAUGUUGUGAAUGCACUACCUAGGCUGACAUUCUUCGGUUCUGAAACAGAGAUAUAUCACUUCAGAAAACAAUGAACCACAAACAGGUCCCUGUGGAGUUCCUUCUUUUCUCUCCAAGCACUACCACAACGUGGGAUUUUGUUAGAAAUUCUCCCUGGGGAGGAGUUCAGCCAGUGGGCCAAGAUCCCAUCUUCUGGCAAUGGGACGCUGUGCUCCUACUGUCUCUGGGCACUUUUGCAGAUACAGGAGGGAAGAUGCGGUACAACAGGAUCAUGCUGAAUAGCAUACCUCCAUUUAUGUCUGACCCUUCCUUGGAUCUGGAAUGGAAGACUGUUUAGUUUGGAGGACCUUCAAACUUUACUGGAGCUGUAGACUUACUCUUUUGAGAGGCUGUUCCAGAGAAACCUGUAUGAAAACAAGUUUGUGGUUCAUCACUGCCUUACCAGCCUCAGUACAGGAUGGUGUUCAGCAUCAGAGGGAUUCCCUGAAACCUAGAGCAGUUAAGACUUUAUAAACAUCUGGUUUCAAGUGCCCAUGGAAGUGGCCUGUGGUACUUCCAUCAAUAGUACUUCAUGUCUGGAGGCUUCAGUGGAGAUUGACACAAAAUUCUGAGGUUCAUUUCCAUUGUCUUUCAGUAAGAAUGUAAGCGUCUAAGUUCAUUGGGCUCUUUCAAAGAUUUGUAUUUAGUGUCUCAAACCACAGCUUGCCUUAUGCACAAUCAGAAGUAGUUGAGGCUUUUUUAAUACACAGCCUGAAAGAGUUCAUCCAUAGCUUUACUCUGGUCUUAUUCAUUUAAAACAGCAGAAUUAGACUCUUCCCGGGUAUGUACAGUAUAUAAGUUGUGUAAUAUGUGUAGCAAAACCCUUUAAAAGGUAGAGGUUUGCAUUGUGAUUAUCUUUUACAAGUUGACAGACUGCUUGUAAAUGUUUUACGCUAUUAGAAGAGUCUAAGAACAAAAAAAAAAAAAAAGAAAAAACAACACCUGUAUCUGAAUGAAAUAACUGUGAAAGACUGUAGUAAAUUCAAAAUAAUUUCUACCAAAAAAUUUGAAAAGCAAUGCACUUGGAGAAAAAGCUUAACUAAGCUAAGCAGGAUAUAUAUGAGCUGCAGAUGCAGGCUGGAUCAACAGCUCUGUAGCUUUAUGAGAAACACGACUGGUGACAUUACACUGCUAUGACUUGCUUAGGUUUUUAGACCUUACAGUGCUAUUUGGCUAUAUUUUCAGUGUGGAAGUUCUCCCCUGAAGUUACGUCUUUGAAAACUACCAGGUAAAACCUUUGCAUACUUAUAAAUGUUAAUUCAUGUGGUGAUGGCACAUGGCACAAUUCCUUGCUAUUGUAGAGCAGAAAGCCUUAGCAACACAAUGGCUUGAGAAAACAUCGUGGAUGAUUCCACACCAACUCUAAUGUCAGGGAUGGUACAUGAUAUUUAGGUGAAAGAGUAUUUUUAAUAUCCAAAUUCCAAAAACAUGCACAGAAAAGUGAGUUUUAUCAUCUGUUUUCUAGCCUUAGCUAUUGUCAGAGUUGAUGCAAGGUACAAGUAAUGCAAGCAACUCCACUGUUGGAGGCCAUAUAAUUGCAUUCCAGUACAAAAACCUGUCACUUUACUUCAAUUUCCUUCUCUUAUUUUGGAGCUGUGGGGAUAUUUUUUACUUUGCUAGCCUGCUGUACUUGAAGCAGGUUCCUAAGAUUCCUGAAUUGACAUGUAACACUGAUAAUAUAAUUUACAAAGUAUUUAGUGACAGAAGAGAAAAAUACUGUUGUGGGUACAGUCUUCAGUGGGUACGUCCCACUGGGCUGUUAUUAGGUAAUGCACAGAUUCUGGAAAAUUUCAGAGCAAAAUUUUAAAGCAGGACAAUUCAAGGGCUUACCAGCAGUGGACCAUAAACAACCAGGAAGAUGUCUUGUCCUUGAAGCUGGAAAAAGAUGGAAAAUAGCUUCUUUCACCUUAAAUAUUUUUAAAAUCCUUAAAAUACACCCCAGAAUCCAAGAUUUUUAUCAUCUAGUACGGUCUGAGCAUAGAACAAACUGAAUCAGGUCUCCCUUUCCCAGCUGGUUUUACAUGGAGCCAAAGCGACUAAGGACACUAUCAUUUCAUUCAUACUAUUUCAUAAAUUGGAAUGUUUAUCCUGGUCCUGGACUACAAAAGAACUGCAAAUCAAACCUCCCAAGCAGGAAAAAAAACUUUCACAAGAUGCUUUCCAAGAGUCUUUUAUUGCCAACAGUCUUACAGAGGAUUUUCAACUUCUUAGGUACAAUAAACAUUUUGAAAUCUUUUAAUUAAAUCUCAAACCUUUGAACUGAAGUUGUUGUGUAGCAGUCGUUUUUGAAAAAAUUGUUAAAAAAGGUUUUGGCCUUCUAUGGAUAGCAUGCAUUUAAACUCUGGGUGUCAUAUCUGAAAGCAGUAUCUACAGAAACACUGUGCAGCUACAGGCGGUAGGUACUGCCUGUGACACCCCUGGAGCUGGAGGAAGACUUUGCCCGUGUUCCUGGGAGCAGACUUGGUCCCUUGGCUCCACUGCUCAGAGGGAUGUCUGCUCAAGCAGUACUGUCUGCGGCUGCUUCUUUGGAAAAAUACAUUUUACAUGGAGUGAUUGUAAUUAAGGUGUCAUGCUUUGUGCAAGGUUUGUCAUUUACAGCUUCUAUAGUAAGGAAUGGAAAGCAUAGAGACGCAUAAAGUGCCAGGUGCCAAAAAGCCAGGAUCUCAAGAGCAGUCAGUCCACCUCUGCUGAAUGGAGCUGUGCUGGUGUCUGCCUCAGAUACUGCUAUUUAAACCACCAACACAACUAAGGGCACAGAUUGGCCCCUUGAUUUGGCGGGGAGUUGUGUAUCCCCACAACCACCCCAAGCUUGGGGACACUCCGUCUCAUGGCAAAACUCAUGGAGGCCAGGCACAGCAGCAAUGAUCACGUCUUUCUGUUUGGCUGCCACUGAGCCAUGAGGCUUGCCACAGCCCUGAGGCCUCCUGGCAGUGGUCAGGAGAUGCCGUGCAGAAGCAUGCAGAGGUGUGCUGGUGCGCGUGCUGCCUUCAGUGGUCUGGAGGCACUGUGCAGAGGCAUGCUGGUGCCCAUGCGACCUUCAGAGCUGCAUUGCUUCUUACCAAGAGCAACAUAACUUCCCUGGGCAUCUCUGGGCUCAGCUUUUCUUCACAUGCGCGAGAGGGAAGGAGAUCCUUUGCAAGGAGACACUCGUGGUGAUAAGAGUGGAGGAAGAGGAUUUGGGGAACAUCAGACAGCUAAGCUUCCUUCUAAUGAAGCUUCUAGUGAAGCCUUUCUCCUCUACCCAGUACAUUAAAUAGUACUUGCAUGGACUUUAUUCUUGCAGUCACUCUCCAGAGAAAGACCAUGAUGUUGGCUGCCCUCACCUAUUCAGUGUGUGAAGCAGGAAAGCUUCCUUUUCAGAAGAGGGCAUCAUCUGGCCCGGAAGGAGAGCCUGUAGGAGCAACUACUUGCUUAAUGAAAAUGGGGUUUAUCAAAAUGAACUCAUGAAAAAUCAGUAUUGCCUCUGUCAAAAUAAGUGGAGCUCCUUUAGUGUAGUCAGUGUAACUGAGGUCAAACUCCUCAUGUCAUUUAGUCCAUCUGUGUUGCUACUGAGAUGAAUAGUUUAUUGACUUAUUAAUAUUAAAUAUCCAGGUAAACCCCAUAGAAUUCUGUUUAUUCUGCUACAAAAAAGGCAUCCCCUCAGGUAAUUAAAAAACAAGCAAUCAACCAAAAAAUAAAUGAAGCCAUUAUGGAACCUGAGCAUAGGCAGACAGACUCAAGCCCACUUUGCAUGCAUUUUGAUUUGAGAGUAGUGCUCAUUAUUUUAUUACUUUGGUUAAUCAUAUACAAACUGAAUAAUCAGAAAACAGUUGCAUGACACUUAGAUUCCAAAGUCUGUUGCUUAAGGACUUCCUCAGAGACAAAAAUUGCCUCUAAAACCAGAGUGUCACAAUCAGCAGACAGGCAAAACUUGAGAUUCACAAAACUUGCUGGGAAUAUAAACGAUCACAAUGUUUCCACUUAUAUUUUUUUUUCCUGCAAUUCUCAGGUAAAAAUGUUUCUAAAGGUAAUAAAUAUUAAUAAAUAACAAAUGCACAGUCAAAUUCCCUUUUACAGCAAAACAGUCACUUGUUUUGUUGUUGAUGCCCACACAAUGCAAAUAAAAACAUUUACCUCAAAAGAAGAAAUCUGGCUUUUUUUGAGGUUUAACUCUAAAUGACUUCACUGAGAUGUAAUUAUCACACCAAUCCAGCCACAAAGGACACAAAUAUAUACCAAUUAUAAUCUUUACAUUCUUCAUUUAAUUAAAAAAUCACUUAUUUUAAAUUAAGAUUUGUCUUGCUGUGUUUGGUGGGGUUUGUCUCACAGAAGAAAAAGGAGAACUGUUGGAAAAAGCUGCCGUUUGAUUUGUAUACUGCUGACCUUCAUGGUAGCUACAUAAAAUGUAAAUCUGCAUCUUAAUCUCAAAAUCUGAGGCUACCUUCCUUUUCUGAGUCAUCCAUGCUGUCUCCCACAAAGUGGGGUAGCAUAAUGAGUCACUCAGCUUUAGCUUCUUUCUUUCUUUGGUUUCCUCAGACUGUUCUGUUGUCAAACAAGGUUUAAACAGUUCUUGUUUAGUUCUUCCCCUUUAUGUUGCAUUUGCUAGAAAUGUGCAGCUCUGAAAUCCGAUCCCCCUUACUGAGACAUUCUCAAAAAGCCCUGCUUUUUCUCAGUGGAAGCCAAACAAGAUGCUUGUGUUGCAGGAUACAGAGGAAUAGAUCAGGGCUUAUGAAUAUAAAUGUCUCAAAAACAGAUGAGUCGUAGGCAUUGCAUAAGCAUUUUGCAGUUCCAUUCCCCAGAGGUUCUACUUUAACCCUAUCGACCAGUUAACAUGUUUAUAAUUUGGUGAUAGCUCUCUAUUCUUUUUAGUGGCUUAUAUGCCUAUUGGCCUGUGUUUCCAGGCUUCGCUUUCUUAUCCUUUGGGCUUUUCACUCCCUACCCAAGCCUCUGGUUAACUGCAGGCAAACUGUAUGUCCACGUUAUGUUUGCCAUUGGCCUGCCCUCAUUCCAGCUGCAUAGAAUGCAGAUGAGAGCAAGGUCCACAGACACUGUGUGCAAGUGAGCAGAGUGAUUACUGCUGAUAGCCUUGAGCAAGCAUAGGUUUGUGGAGAGUGCAGCCCUAGGUUUGGGCAAAAAGACCAUGCAAAUGAACUUUUUUUUGACAGGACAUAAAGGUAAAUCUGAAUUUGGUUUUUAUGCAGACAUAUUUUGAAAAUGUCUGGAAGACAAAAAGGGAAGUGUGUCUGUUACUUCAGGUUAGAAUUUGUCUGUGCAAACAAAGUUUACUUAAUAUAAAUUCUUGGUUCUGCUACUUACUUAGCACAGACAUGAGAUACUAAGAACAAUGGCUUGAAACAGGAUUCAUUCCCUGCUGUUAGAACAUUCAAAAGUUACAAAAUUUCCCCUUUAGAACUGUAAAUUUCCUGGAAGCUGCAAAAUUCUGCUAGUUUUCAAAUGGAGCAUUUGUUUCUUGAAAAUAUCUAAAUAUGCAUCAGUUCUAUCAUGAAUGCAUUGUAGCUGGCAUCUGGCACUUGAUAUGCCAGCAACAGUCACAGUGUGGUAUAAAUUUUAGAAAUUCUACUCAUAUUACUGCACAGCAUGAUGACUAGGGACCAUGAUGGUAAGAAAUGUGAAUAUAUCAUUCCGCAGAGGAAAAGAAUGAAUUUAGGACAGAAAAUCUAGUAAUGUCAGGUGGCAUUUACAUUGCACUCAAAUCCUGGUCCCAGGACUAUAUUCUUUGUUCAAAAUUGUAUUUAACGUGUAUGGCAGAGAGCUUUCUGGCAGAAAUGUUGUUAUCUCCUAUUGUGAACCUUGUAAGAUGUGAAGUGGAGGGAAGCUAUUGUAUAACCUUCAAUCCUCACCUUGUGUGCAAAGCUCUGGGCAGUGAGGCAGGCAGUAAGCCACAUAAAUUUCAUCUCCUCCGAUCUCUACCCAGGUAUGGCCAAAAUUUGAAUUAGGGAAUGGAACCUGGGAAUUCUCACACUAAGCAAACUCCCAUUGAAAUCAGAAGGUAACCUAGUUUUCAAAUCACAUUUUCACAUUUGAAGUUUCAUUGUUUCUGCAGCAUCUGAAAUAAGUGGAAGCUUGGGAACAUGACUGUACCCCAUUUUCCAAUCUAUCAAUGCCCAUCUCACUGGAAAAUUUUACAAUCCUAAUAAAUACUCUAGAUC